AUUUAAAUGUGGGCGUACGAGUUUGCGAAAAAGAAAACUAGGUAUAAGGUUAGCUCCCUGAAAAGCUUCCUCAAGGUGAACCACGACUUACCCAAGGUCUGGUUUGAAGAAGAUGAGGUUCCUCCACCGUUGAGGACUAAUUUCAUCCUCAGAGUUUGUAAAUUCUUAACAAUGUUGUGCCUUUUGAUAAUUUUUACUUAUGUUAUGAUUGAUUUUCAAGACAAAGAUUACCAAGACAUGUGAAAUAGGAGGAAAGAGUGUUAUAAUUACUGUAAUAGAGACUUCUUCCCAGACCUCAAAUGUCAAGAGGUCACAGGGAUCACAUUAAUCUAUCGAGGGAAUGCUUACUCAAAGUUCUUUGCUUAUCCUGUUCCCACCAAUACUACAAAUUUUGAUAUUUGAAAUGGUUUCAAGGAAGACAACAUUAGAUAUCAUUUCAUCUCCCAUCUAAACAGGCAGGCGAGGAUCAACACUUGAUUUGAUUACUGUUCUGCUGGUGUGGGAAGUGAUAACAAUUUCAUUUCUGAUGGACGACCAUUAUGAUCAAGCCUGACUAUUUCUGAACAGUCGCAGCUUCUCUGUCUUUAUCCUGAGGAAUCAUGAGAGUAUACUGUUAUUGACUCUGAAGAGGUACUCCUAGGAGAUGGGAAGAAUGUGAUCUCCUUCUCUCCUUUGAUCGGGUUCUACGCCAUGAUCAUAAUGUCGCCAAUAUACUUUAUCUUUGAAAUCCUUUGUAUUCUAUUGGCGAGGAUGAACGUUGAUAACCAAAAUAGCUUAGGUCAAAGCAGUAAGGUGAUGGCAUUCCAGGUGUUUAUGACAUGUAUCUUCGUAAUAACUUUAAUAACUGCUAUCCAUCACAUCUUAAUGACGCAUGAGCAUGGGAGGCCAAAUCUACUCUGGCUUACCUUCCUGUUUGCCUUUAUUCUUGAUCAGAUCAAGACAUUCAUAAUUUUAGUCCUCAUCUGGUACAUUCUAAUUAAGCGCUGAGGCUAUUUGGCCCAAAAUGAGAUUGAAUUCAAAGUAGUAGAGGACCCUCAGAGUUUGAAGGAUGAGAAGUUCCUCCCAGCAUUCAAAGAAAUGCUGAUGAAAUUCCUUGAAUCAAGCUAUUUUGAGAAUUCUUCCUUCCUAUUAGUUGGAAUCUACACAAUUUUUAUUCUAUAUUGGUUGGCGAUUCAGGACAUCCUGAACCUUUUGACUACAGAUACGCUGUCAAUAAUCGAUAUUGUGUUCACAAUUCUAUUUUUAGUAGAAAUUAUUGUGAAAACAUUCGCAUCAAAUUGAAGAUACCUUCUUGAUAAAUUCAACCUCCUGGAUGCACUAAUUGUGAUGAUCUCUUUCGUCCUCAACCUGAUUGGUAUAGUUGCCAAAGGGCUUGGAGUCCUCAGGCUGAUCAGAGUAGGUGUCAUCACUGUUAGAAGAAUCACAGGGAAAGAGACAAUUGAUCCAGAAGGAGGCGUCAUGAAAGUUAUGAGACAAAUUGAAUCUCUCCCUCAGCUAAGUCCAGCUCUGAAGAAGGAAUGAACGUGGGCCAUAGAGAUUAUAGAGAAUAACAAGCUGUAUGAUAUCAAUCUAGAGAUGAACAAUAAUGAUAAGAAUCUGGAAAUGGAAGCUAAACGAUGGCUACACCUGGCAUCUGAUGUAUCCAAUGAUACCUCCCUCUGGUUCGAGCGAGAUCUAGAUGACUUUUUAAAGGAAAUUCAUAGAGAGAUUGAAGAGGAUCAUAAUAAGCAAGAGGAAGAUGAUGAGAAAAUUAAAGGAAUUCUAGAUCUUCCAACCAGAAAAUGGAACAGACUGGUCAAAAUGCUUGACCAUUUUGAUGAUUUCAAUUUUGAUAUUUUCAAGUAUUACGAAAUUCUUGGAGAUUCUACGCUACCACAUUUUAGUUUCAGAAUUUUCCAUAAGUAUUCCUUACUUGAAAAGUUCAAUAUUUCAGAGAAUCAUUUUAAGCAGCUUUGUACUAAGAUUCAUGACUCAUUUUAUGAUAAAAGUAUCUAUCAUUCUCCAAUGCUAACUAUUCAAACAACGCAUACGUUCUACUACCUGAUCAGGAAGGGCAAAAUAAUGGUGCAUAUUUCUGAUUUAAUCUUAAUGGCAGGCCUAAUAGCCUCUCUAAUUCACGAUGUUGGACACCCAGGUGUGACAAACUCCUUCCUAAUUUCCACUAAACAUUCAAAGGCAAUUAGGUAUAAUGACACAAAUGUGCUUGAGAACCAUCAUUGCGCAUUAGGUUUCAAACUCCUCAUGGACCCACAAAAUGAUAUUCUCGAAACUCUUAGUGAGGCUCAGAGUUGGAAUGUAAGACAAAUCAUCAUCAAUAUGAUUUUGGCGACUGAUAUUUCAAGUCACUUCGAGCAGUUGCUGGCAAUUCAGACAAACAAGAAGUUCCCUGAGGAUAAUAAGAAGGAUAAACAAGCUCUAAUGAACAUCUUACUAUAUGCUUCAGACCAUGCAAUCCCUUGCAUGCCUUCCAUGUACUACUUCAAAUGGAUGGUCGAACAGAUGGAAGAAUUCUACCAACAAGGCGAUAUUGAGCGCAAACUAGGUUGCAGAAUAACCCCCUUCUUCGACAGGACGACCAGUAAUCCAUUCUUAUUCCAACGAGGGUACAUUGACGUCAUUGUGAGGCCUAUAUUUACAACAAUGACCCAGUUCAUGCCUCAAAUAAAAGAAGAACUAAUUGAUUUCGGUCUGGAGAAGAACAAAGACAUCAUCGAAGAGAAGUUAAAUAAAAUCAAAUUGUAA
Moneuplotes crassus is the source of this 2742-nucleotide messenger RNA. The record is from the annotation of a GenBank genome assembly. Lineage: Eukaryota; Ciliophora; Spirotrichea; Euplotida; Euplotidae.